This is a messenger RNA of Scophthalmus maximus (turbot), 7590 nucleotides long. RefSeq names its product dystrobrevin binding protein 1b (gene dtnbp1b). Gene Ontology annotation, biological process: anterograde synaptic vesicle transport; regulation of synaptic vesicle exocytosis; platelet dense granule organization. The transcript has 7 exons. Lineage: Eukaryota; Metazoa; Chordata; Actinopteri; Pleuronectiformes; Scophthalmidae. The coding region runs from base 385 to 1167 and encodes 260 amino acids. Gene Ontology annotation, cellular component: neuron projection; plasma membrane; synaptic vesicle membrane. The record is from RefSeq and is a predicted model, not a curated record.
CCACCUGUGGCACGGAAGUAAGAAAAAGAAAAGAAGAAGAAGAAGAAGAAGAAGAAGAAGAAGCAAUGAUUGCAGCUCACCUGCUCUUAAUGAAGUAGACAUUGCAGCGGGCUCCGGCAGACCAGGGGGUCAGCCAGACUGGAGUCAGCAGUGGUCAGUGCCCGUUUGCCCCGAGGUGAUGUAAGAAGGUGUGCACUGAAUGGACGGAGAGACAUGUAGUCUGAGCAGCCUUCGGAGCCAUAAAUGGAGGAGAGAGGGAGAUAGCAGGCGAUCAAACACCCACUGUCAACAUGGGACUGGAGGACCCCCAGGAUCAAAUGGCAGAGGAGUGCUGGAGCGAUGGAACGUGUGGAUGUCCUCGAGUGAAGAGAGGAAAAAGACCAGAUGGGGCCAAAUGGCCUGGCAGGCACAAAUGUCUCAUUUCAUGGGCCGUCUCCUUCAACGAUGUGGCCAACGGAGGUGCGCGUUCCUCAGAGAACAGGAACGGGACUAGACAAAGCUGCUGCGUCGCAGAUGGCGUGUGAGCAGAAUGUGGAGCUGGAUGCGGAGCACCCCCAGCGAGUCCCUGGGGCGGAACAGGGAGGGGUGCCGCCCCCCCAGGUCAAGCUGAAAGAGAGGCAGAAGUUCUUUGAGGAGGCGUUCCAGCAAGACAUGGAGCAGUACCUGUCCACCGGCUACCUGCAGAUCGCCGAGAGGAGAGAGCCAAUAGGAAGCAUGUCGUCCAUGGAGGUGAACGUGGACAUGCUGGAGCAGAUGGACCUGAUGGACAUGUCGGACCACGAGGCCCUGGACGUGUUCCUGCACUCCGGGGGAGAGGACAUCAACGCCGCUUCACCCGUCGCAGGCCCCGAUGUGGAGUCCUUCACCACAGAGAUCAGCCUCCAGGUUCCCACCCAGGCGGAGCUCCGCCACAAGCUCUCGUCCCUUUCGUCCACCUGCACCGACUCCGCCAGCCAGGACACGGAGGCCGGGGAGGAGGAGGACGAGGAGGACGAGGAGGAGGAGGAGACUGAGCAAGGAGGAGGCGGCGUCGGAGGAACGGGGGGAGGAGGAGGGAGGAGAAGGAGGCGGCCGGUGGUGGUGACCCUGGACGAGGAGGAGGUGCAGCCCGACACGGCGCUGGUGGACAGUGGGGACAAAGAGGAGCGCAGCAGGCGGAAGAUUUGAGGAGAGUCGGUACUGGAUUUUAACACAAACAUACAGAGCUGCCAAAUCAGACACAAAACAACAUUGGCUUCCUUUUUAAAAUCCCGUUCACAUGAAAGAAAAACACGGUGAGGUUGCACUAACUGCCACAAACUAACUGCCUUAAAAGACCGCCGGGAUCUCAACUCUAAUUGAAUCCCGUAAAAAUAGGUUUGAGUUUCCUUUAGAAUAUAUAUUAGGACUGAGUGACUUCACAUGCACAUGAAUAGUUUGGCAUCAUCAGAGAGAACACUCUAAUAUCCUGUUUCUGUGUUUGUGCAUGUUGAGACCAGGAGGAGCCUGUAAUUUAAAAGUGAUGGGGACGUUAAGAACCACAACCCUGAAAUCAUCCACGUGUCCUUUUCAGGUCGCGACCCGUCAUGUUCUGAGCUAAUACCUUGGCCCACAGUGCAUUUCUUUAAAUGUGUUGGACACUUCUGCAGAAUAUGAAUAGCCUCAUCAUAGCUCAGCCAGGUUUAAGACAAUAUAUUUCAAAAACUUACAAAAGUGAAACAAGUUUAAUCAUAAUCACAAGUACGACUCAUUUGGACCGUCCUCAUUUUCUUCGCCAGUGACCGGUUAAAAGGUCCCUUCAUAGUCGCCCAGGUUUUAGAUUUUGAAGAGAGAUUUCUGUUUUCUGUCUUUCUUUCUGCAUAAAAAUGCACUGGUUAUGCCAAAUAAUACACAGAACUAUUUUUAUUUAUUUUUUAUAUUUCAAAUGCUGGGCAGAUGAAUCUUAAUUUGUGUGAAUUCACUCGUCUCUACAGUAACUGCUAGCACAAGGCACUUGACAAAGGAUCUGCAGGGGCCACGUGGAUGAUUUUUUUUCUCUCGUGACUUUAUGGAAAAACUGAAUCCCCAAAGCUUUUUUGAAAUUCCUCUUAGUGGUUUGUGAGCAAGACUCUGCAUUAUUGUAAAAAGGUAAAGUACCAGUUAGAUAAUAUUUUUGUGCCAAUGGCAUUGAUAAACUCGGCAUGCAGUCACCUGGCAACGGGUUAUACACCGCACAGUAUUUAAGAGGUGACAGGAUAUCAGUGAUUUACCACAAACACACACUGUACAUGCAAGAGACUUUCUCUUCGCCAUUCCCUUUUGAAGAGGGACCAAAUCAUUGUACGGACUUGUGCUAUGCACUGGAUAACACCGAGAAGGUUUAACUGUAUCCAGAUCUUUUUCUUUUUUUGUAUAGAAAUGUUGACAUUUGUGCAAAUGUGACGGCAUUACUCAUUUCCUUUCUUUCCCCUUGCCUACAAUUUCUGACCUGUUGGUAAUAAAUGUUUCUCCCCUCAGAAUUGUUUAGUUUUCAUCUAAGCAUACUGGGAGCAUGUUAAAGAAUGAAAUGCAAGCGGGAUUUAGGGUUUGAGCACGUUAACAGUCCCCGUGCGCUCGGCCUUGAUUUACAGUCCUGCCGAGGUCUUUACACGCGGUCAGCUGACAUGGCGAGGGGAAGGAUAGGUUUCAGUAGGAGUGGAUGUUGUUUUGUUUUUUUCUUUGGGGAGAAUAGUUUACCAUGUAUAUAUUUAAUAUCAGUGUUAAAUGUUAAGGAAAAGCAAUACUCGAGUUGCGCGGGGGCUUUUGAAGGCCGAGGGUGGAUGUGUCGGUUUAUUAUGAAUAGUAACGCGCUGCUGAUGAUGCGUGACACUUUAAUUAAGGCCAUGAAGAGCUACAGGACCCGUGUUCAGCACGUGGGACGUGAACAGAGCACUUUUUAGUCUCCUGCACCUCUGCAGUAGCUGCUGCUUCCUGUGAAACAUGACGAUGUCAUGACAACUGUUCCUCACUGCAGUGUCUUGACAUCUGUCCACUCAAAUUACUACAAAAUGUUUUCUGCACUUGGCAAUUCAGAUAGUUUACCUAUUGAAUCCAUCUCAUAUUUCCAAACGUCACUGCAUGACAAAGAACAAUUAUAUCUAACAGUGAUGCAUUUUUCCAAAAACAAUUUCUUGGUUUACAUGGACAAUCAACAGACCUCAAUGUAAUACAAUUAAAACAGAAAACAACCUUCUACCACGGGAUAAACUAAUGGAUGGAUGGGUUAGUCUGCCAGUUAUUUUUUUCGUAGCCAAACGAUUUGCUUUUUUACCAUUUAAGAAUGGGGGAGAUGCAAAUAUCCUCAUAUUAGAAGCUGAAACCAUUUAAUUUUGUCAUUUUUACUUGAGAACUUUUUGAUUAAUUUUCUGCCAAUCGACUAAUCGUUUCAGCUAUGGGUUGGAAAAUUACAAGAGGAAGGAAUUAAAAAAAAAAAAUUGCACUUUAUGACCAUUAAAUGACACUACAACAUGAAAUCAAACUGAUGAACCCGUUGGAAGCGUGCACACAAACAGGUUGUAAAGAAAUAACAGUGAAUUGUCGGUAAGUUUUUAUUAAACCUUCGGUACAAACUGCAAAAGUAAAAAACUGUCAAUAUAACCAACAUGAGACUCUCUUUCCGAGUGGAGGGAAAGGCCGAGAUGCGGCACUAAUAAAUUAAGUCACCAGAGACCCCACUGUGAGCAAGUAUUUUAUACUGUAGAAAAUGGAAGAAAACAAAAUCAAUAGAUGAACUGAAAAACAAAAACAAACAAAAAAAUCCCAGAAUAAAAUAUAUUGUAAGGCCAUAAAAACUUGACAACCACUUUUUUUUAUGUUGAAAACACCCGACUUGGUAUUUUAUUAAAUAGUCCUAAACAGUUCAGUCUUCUGCGAGGGACGACAACCAACAAACUGGAUUAUAGGAUUUUUCCUUGACAGUCACCACUGGCAAGCUCAGUGCAACAUGAGUAGCUACUACAUUUUUGUUGAAUUUUCAGUAAUGAAAAUGUAAAAACCCAUUUUUUUUUUUUUUUUUAGUGAACAUAUCUUUUUUUCCCUUUUCUUUAAAAAAGUAAAGCUAAACAAACAAAACUAGGUCGGGGGGCAGUCGUUGGCUACUCAAUAUCCUCUUUCUUAGUGAUAUAAGCAGCACUUAAAAAUUUUAUACACGUUUACCAGAGCAACCCUGUAAGCGUCAAACUCACACGGAUGAAGAAAGGGAAAAUGUAAGGCUUUUUCUUCAUCAAGCGCACUUCCUCUGGAACUCUCUCUCCUCUUUAUUCCGUCCUUCCUUUCUUUCUUCCUUAACCCCAGAAAAAGGCUCAAGUAUUUAAAGAAAUUUACAGGAUUAUGUACAAAAAAACUUGAUGUUUUGUUUGUGUUGGACUUUUUCCUCUGUCUAAAAAAAAAUCACUCAUAAUAUAUCUGGAAAAGGGACAAAUGCAAAAGCCAAAAAAAACCAAAAGGACAAUUAAAGAAAAGAAAAACAAAACAAAACUUGGAUUCGAUAUUUCACAUUUUACACUCUUUGACUAGUGGCUCUACUUGAGAUAACAUCAGAUUCAACAAAAGUAAACAAAAAAAACAACCCACAAUAAUAAUAAUAAUAAUAAUAUAAUAUAAUAAUUAAUGUUUACUGGUACAGAUGAAACAAGAGGACUGGAAGAAUGGAAUGUUAACACGAUUGCACAUCUAGAACCAGAAAGGCCUGAAAGCUUUUCUGCCCUGUGGGACGGGGGUGCGUGAGCUAGCUGUUAGCCAACAACAGGCGCUAAACCCCCCAGAUUUUUUAAUUUGUGUUGUCAUACAGUAAUUAUAACCAACAGCACCAAUAAAAUGGAUCUCCUCGCCACAUAUCAGGCACGGUUUUCACUUGCUAGUGAGGGAGGGAUCUCUCCCCAUACAACCAGGAAGUGAGGUGAGCGGUGACCCUUCACGGGUCAAGCAGCUAUAGCCCCGCCCCCUCUCACUUCCACCGACGAAGAGAAACAUCCACAAUGACAAAAAAAAAAAGUACACAGAAGACUUCUCGCCAAAAAACUAGAAAAAACAAAGCUAAAAUUCAAAGAGAACAUGGAAAAAAAACAUAGCCAACCAACAAUAAACCAACAUCAUCUGUCUUUCAAGUUUUUACCUCGCGUCACCAACACCCCUUUAAACAACGACGACAUCAACAAAUCAAAAAAAAAAUGCAGGAGCUGCAUCUUGAUGCCUCAAAUCAAUUAAAAAAAAAGGACUCUUACUCCUCAAACCGAGGACAGAGAGAAACUUUGGGCAACUUCUUGAUAUCAUUUCAUAUCAGAAAACCUGGGAGGGGGAGAAAAAAAAAAAGCCCACCUUUUCAUUCGUCCCACGUUCACAGUCGAGUGAUGCGCGAUGAGCAGGGAUGGGGGUCCAGCGGGUUCAGGUCUCGGGAGGGAAAGGAGGUCAGGAGAGAGUGACGCAAGGUAACCCACUUCAGAAGGGGGGGGGGGCUCAUCAAGUCUUCUUGUGAACAUCACACUUAAUGCUGGGGACGGGGUGGGGGGAUUCUAAAAUCAUCCAGAAUAAAAACAAAUUCUUCUUUCACACUAGUGCAAAAAAGACAACUUGUUAUUCUUUUUUUCUUUUCUUUUUUAAUAUAUAAACAAGCCUGUCAUACUAAGGGGGGAGGUGAUUUAAUUAUUUUGGGGUGGGGGACUUAAGUCUGUUGAGGGGAUUUUCAAAGCUCAAAAGCAAUCGAUCUUGGGCGGUGGAGGAGGGACUGAUAGUGAUCCUGCUUUUAUGUUGGAAAAACUAAAAUAACGACCAGGGGAGAGUCGAGGAGGGUGCAGGGUAGGGGCGGGCACGCCGCACAGGGUGGCAAAGUCGAGGCACCGGCCUCAGGACACGGCUGCUGCCUUGGGGAUGUGGCUGGUGGACAGGCGGGCCAGAGAGACCUCCACCGUGGCGCGCUUCCGGGGGCCUCGCUUGGCCGGCGACGCUUUGGUGGGGCUUAAGCCGAGACAGGGUUCCCCCCCUCCUCCAGUGACGACAACUCCCCCACCGCCGCCACUGCUGUUCUUUAUCAUGGCCCGGCCACACACCUGGUUCACCAGACUGUUAAUUUGCUCCUGUGUGGGGAAGACACGGACAAAAAAAUUAAAACAUUUAAACAGUGUACAUUUUUAUAAAGCCCAAACUUUACUAUCACUUUGUUGAGACCUAGUCUACAGUAACAUGAACUCAUGUCAUGGAGAAUAAUCUACUUCCGGGAGCAGUGUAAACCAAGCUGAUGUCUCCCCCAUGUGGACAGAGAGAGAACUGAACCACAGGGGCCGCUCACCUCGUCGUAUCGGUACAUCAUCUUCAGGCCUCUGCAGGUCUUGUUCUUCUCCACAUAGCGCAGGGCACACUCCAGACAGAAGACCACGUUGUCCGUCUCCUGGACCACCUGUGCAGAAGACGGAAACGGAGACAUUUAUUAUAGGAACCAGACACAACUGAGAUUUCUCUUAUUACCGAGAUACUGGUCAUUGGAAACUGGGUUUUUUGUAGUCCAUCUUCGGAAACUUGUAGUUUCACCACGGCAGACGCACGGUUUAGACACUUUUUGACAUACUGAGCCUCAUAAAACACAAGAAGAUCUAGGCCUGCCAAUGUAGAGGUAAGGAUGAGAAGUACAUGAGCCGUACGCUAUAACAAUUGCAUGUUUUUGCAGGGCAUAAUGCAAAAAUAAUACCUGCAAUCUAUUUGCGACUUCAAACUUUCUUGAAGGAAGUAAAAUACCAACACGUAUCCAAACUGACAAGCACAAAGCAAGUCGUCACAUCUUGUAACCGCGGUGCGUUCAGCCUCCUGCGCUCUCUGCUCUCACCAUGGACAAGUAGCAGAGAUGCUGACAGAUCUGGCAGCGUCUCUCUGAAGAUUCCAGUGCAAGCCAUUUCCCGCGGGGCUUCUUGCGCCCCUCGCUGGGACCCAGGCCGCCGUCGUGCGUGCCGUAGCGAGCGGAGGAGAGCAAACCUGCCUUGUAGAGUUCCUGCCGUUGGUGCAUCUCUAUGUUCCUGUCGGACAGUAAAGACACGAGAGAAGGGAGGAGUAGAAAACGUGAAUAUUAGCUGCCGUGCAACAUUUCAUUUCUCCCGUGAAGGGUGUGGAAAUGACAAGCAGAUAUUAACCAUUAAGAAUAGUAUGUGUGUGCGUGCACACCCCCAUCCUACCUGAGGUCUUUGAGUAGGGCGGAGAUGGUGGUGAGGAGAAGGCCGUUGUCCCUCUUCGACUCGGCGGUGGCGAUCUGGUACAGUAGCUUUUCCAUGGAGAAGGGUUUGGCUAUGCGACGAAAUUUCAGGUCCUGCAGACAAGAAAAUCAGACCAUGAUGCUUUUCUGUGUUCAAUGAUGUUUAAACAGUGAUAAUGUCCUUAAAUGUGUUUCGCAGUGUAACAAUGUACGCUCAGUUCAAUAUUUCUGGACCUCUCCUGUAAACUACUGUACAUUCACCGCCUCGUGGUUAAGUUCACCUGUCAAGUUGCGGUUAACAACCACGUCUGUCGAGACUUUUAUGCAGUGAAGACUUUGAAGGAAUUUAAUAAAAGGAACUAAGUGUAUUUUUUUUAUUUGUGAUAUAGGGAUAUAUGAAUAAAAUGUAUUUAACUUGA